This is a messenger RNA of Pseudocercospora fijiensis CIRAD86, 933 nucleotides long. RefSeq lists its product as uncharacterized. Bases 1 to 933 code for a protein of 310 amino acids. The transcript is spliced from 5 exons. NCBI's taxonomy places the organism in Eukaryota, Fungi, Ascomycota, Dothideomycetes, Mycosphaerellales, Mycosphaerellaceae. The record is from RefSeq and is a predicted model, not a curated record.
AUGAUAGCUCGAAUGACAAAGAAUGUAUUUGCAGCGAUGAGGAUGCUAGCCAACAAUCACCCUGUGGCUGUACUGGUGACGCGUGGCUGGAGAUAUCGGCAUCAAUCAUCGCACACGCACAGGGCAAGCGCGCCAAGACAUUUCCAAACUCUCCGCUCGCCAUUUCGAUCUCACUUCGCUUCCCUUUUCUUCUUCUUCCCUUCAACUCAUUUUGACGGUCUGUUUAUUGUGCUCGCGAACACGGGCGCCGUAGCUGGAAAGACCGAGGGUGCACACAAAGCACUCGAUGAAAUUUCUCUCCUUACCGACGGCUGCUACAUCUCUUCAUCGACAUGUGACCUGAACAAGUCUAUGACUUGCUCCACGGAAAUUGGCUCAUAUUCUCGGCGCGCUUGCUUGAUCACCGUCGAUGUCGGCAUGCCGUGCUUCAUUGCAAAGCCGCCUGCCCGAGUGCAAGGCAAAGAGUCCAGGAAAGCCCUGCUUGCGCGGUUCCCUUAUACACUCGUCGGGCGACCACUUCUCAUCUCAUUCCUAGUAUCAUCCAUUGGAACACACAGCAGAACAGAUAUUGCCUCGAGCCCGCGCGCUGAACAAGCGUACACCAUGCACUUACCGCUGAUCAGACUGCCAAUUCAGAAUCAAACAGGAUUGCAGAUUGGACAACAUGCGUUCGACUGCGAUUUACCGGCGCUGCCAAGGGAUCUCCCACCAGACCAUUCGUACUACUCGGCCUUGCAAAGCGCACGCACAUCUUCACCGCCAACACAAUGUCCACAGGCCUGGAGAUUACCUCUUGGCCCCGGAGCGUCAACGCCUCAGCUACAGCUCAGAUAUCAAGCCAAUCACAAAGAAAAGUUCACGGCAGAGCAAUUUCACAGCAACUCUAGGCACUGGUCUGGUCAUCAAUGCCGUAAUUCUGAUGCUUGCUCAUGA